CAUGCAUAUAUAGGAUUUAACAUACAUAUAUACAUAUGUGGUAGAGAAACCAAACAACUUGUAUGAUAUCGUUAUUGGAAACAAACUUACUCUACAGCAAUCACCAUGUCUAUAAUUACAAAGAAAACAAUUUUGUCAGUGGAUCUACCAUGUUUAAAGUGCAAGAAGAAGGUAAUGAUGUCGAUAUCAUCCAUAGAAGGAAUAGACUCAAUAGUUCUAGACCCUUCUAAAAACACAGUGACAAUAAUUGGUGAGGCGGAUCCUGUAACCAUUAUCAGAAAGGUGAGAAAGUUUAAAAGAUCUGCACGCAUAAUAAGCGUAGGAUCUGCUAAGGAAGAAAAGAAAGACGAGAAAAAAGAUGAUAAAAAAGAAAAGAAAGACGAAAAGAAAGAUGUUGUGACACAUGUUUUCCAUCCUUCGACCCCAAGAACAUGCCAAAAAUGUGAUGUAUGGUAUGUUGUUAACCAAGAUUACAUUAGUCCUUGUCAUAUUUUAUGAGCAUCCCUUACUGUAUAUAUUUUUAUUAGGAUUGUAGUUUGGCUAUUGAUCAUAAUUUGAUGACAAUGCUAUUUAUGGAUUAGCUCUUCUAAUAUAUAUAUUGAUGGUCAAUCA
Messenger RNA from Erigeron canadensis, 612 nucleotides. Its product is annotated as heavy metal-associated isoprenylated plant protein 2-like. The record is from RefSeq and is a predicted model, not a curated record. Bases 106 to 498 code for a protein of 130 amino acids. The transcript is spliced from 2 exons. Gene Ontology annotation, molecular function: metal ion binding. NCBI's taxonomy places the organism in Eukaryota, Viridiplantae, Streptophyta, Magnoliopsida, Asterales, Asteraceae.